This is a messenger RNA of Procambarus clarkii (red swamp crayfish), 798 nucleotides long. The record is from RefSeq and is a predicted model, not a curated record. NCBI's taxonomy places the organism in Eukaryota, Metazoa, Arthropoda, Malacostraca, Decapoda, Cambaridae.
AUGAGUCCACGUGCUACAACCACCCGUUCCCCUCGUCUAGUACCUCGUGCUGCAACCACCCGUUCCCCUCGUCUAGUACCACGUGCUGCAACCACCCGUUCCCCUCGUCUAGUACCUCGUGCUGCAACCACCCGUUCCCCUCGUCUAGUACCACGUGCUGCAACCACCCGUUCCCCUCGUCUAGUACCUCGUGCUGCAACCACCCGUUCCCCUCGUCUAGUACCUCGUGCUACAACCGCCCGUUCCCCUCGUCUAGUACCUCGUGCUGCAACCACCCGUUCCCCUCGUCUAGUACCACGUGCUACAACCACCCGUUCCCCUCGUCUAGUACCUCGUGCUGCAACCACCCGUUCCCCUCGUCUAGUACCUCGUGCUGCAACCACCCGUUCCCCUCGUCUAGUACCUCGUGCUACAACCGCCCGUUCCCCUCGUCUAGUACCUCGUGCUGCAACCACCCGUUCCCCUCGUCUAGUACCUCGUGCUACAACCACCCGUUCCCCUCGUCUAGUACCUCGUGCUGCAACCACCCGUUCCCCUCGUCUAGUACCUCGUGCUGCAACCACCCGUUCCCCUCGUCUAGUACCUCGUGCUGCAACCGCCCGUUCCCCUCGUCUAGUACCUCGUGCUGCAACCGCCCGUUCCCCUCGUCUAGUACCUCGUGCUGCAACCACCCGUUCCCCUCGUCUAGUACCUCCUGCUUUUAACGGAAUCGACCAAUCCGUUAAGAAUACGACGUAUCAGUUGAAAUUAAAGCACGGUAAUAUAGACGUUUUCCACGCGUCGGCCUCGAUGGGUUAG